AUGGUGGAACAUAGUAUACAGAGAGUUGUAAAUGGUGAUCUAAUUACACUUGUAAAGCGUGAUGAAGAUGGUUACUUCCAACUAGAUAGUUUCAUUGAACCCUUAAUUACACAUGAGUAUGGUGUUGGUAAUCGGCCAGAGCACUUUGAUCAUUAUCAAGAGGAUGCUCUCCUCGGAAAAUACGGUAUUUUAGUUGAUACGGAUGAGAAUUCUGUAAAGUGGAUUACGAAUAGCAAAGCUAAGCAACUAAUUGAUGUACUUGGAUGGGGCGCCGAGUUCAGUGAGAUAGAAUUAAAUGCUUCGAAAAACGGUGCUAAUGGUGUUAAAGGGGACUUAGACGGUAGUUUGACUGAUAGGAGCGACCGGGGCAAUGCAGGCAGUGCCACGGAAGGUGGAGCUGCUAAGGAAAGGAGUGCAGCGGAUUCUAAUGUGCAUCUGACGCAGGGCGAGGAUAAUGAGCGUGUUGCCAAGCGAAGGAUCCAGGAGGGUCAACAGGGACCUAUGGAAGAUGGAAGAGUCGGUGGGGGUGAUAGCUUGAGUGCUGAUGCGUCGCCGAUGAAGAAGAUGAAGCCGGUGGCGGAUUUGCGAUUGUUUUCGCACGAUCUUGGUGAUUUCUGUGAUGAAGAGCUGCAAUUGGUGAAGGCGCCAGCACCAUUCCAAGAUUUCACUCCGGACGAGAGGCUCAAACUUGAAGCUUUAUUGCAGCGGAUAUUGUUUCCAGAUGGAAGCGGGCAGCCGCAAUUUGAAGAGGCAUUGGAAGAGGUUGAGAGGACAUAUGCAGACGUUGAAUUAAAAUGGGAUAUUCCGAUUGACGAGCAUGGUAAUACGGCGUUGCAUUGGUUGUGUUCUAUUGCCAGUGUUUCUAUAGUGCAGCGUCUUGUUGAGCGCGGGACAAACCGGCGUCUAGGUGAUAAAAUGGGGGAGACUGCUUUGGUAAAGUCCGUGAAAUCGGUUAACAAUUACGAUUCUGGGACUUUUGAAGAAUUACUUGAUUACCUAUAUCCCUGUAUGGUAGAAAUUGACGAAUCCUAUCGAACAGUAUUACAUCAUAUCGUUCUAACAUCUGGUAUGCAAGGUUGUUCCGCUGCUGCGAAGUAUUACCUAGAUAUUCUUAUGGGCUGGAUUGUCAAAAAACAUUCACGGAAUUUUACUGUUGAAUCAGAAGGAACCAAGGUAGAUACGAUAAUCAAGAAUUUAGAUCUAAAGUGGUUUAUCGCCAAUGUCCUUAAUGCUAGGGACCUGAAUGGGGACACUUGCCUGAACAUUGCCUCCAGACUAGGAAACAUAUCUAUUGUCGAAGCGCUUUUAGACUAUGGUGCCGACCCUUAUAUUGCAAACAAUUCUGGUCUCAGACCUGUUGAUUUCGGUGCUGGGGUUUCUAUGCUCUCCUUUAAUAACGAGAUGCCUACCAAGGGUACUCACAACUAUACAGAAGAUGGGAACUCUAUAGAGCAGUUGACAAAAAGGAAAGUGUUCCCUCCUCCUGAUUCAAGUACGCUGUUGACGCGAAUGAAGACGUUAGUAUCGUCCAUUUCCAACGAGUACGAGAUAGAACUGCACGAGCACGAGGAGAAACUUCGCGGUCUCCAAAUACAGUUGAAUAACAAGCGUGAGGAGUUGGCUGCUUCCCGGGAUCGCCUUGCUAAAGCUCGUCAAUUAAAGGAUGAAAACGAGGUACUAGCUGAGCGGUUGGUAAAUAUAGAAACCAGUAUAAAGGAAGAAGAAGCGAAGUUUGCACAGCGAACCCAGGAGCUCGGGAUUGAUCCGGCCGAUUAUAAGGAUAUGGAAGAAUUCGAUGCAGACGAACCUUUCCGCAUAGACUUCAUCUAUGCAGAACUAGAAACCAAACUAAACGAAGACUUUCAUGGAGAUUUGGACUCUAUGAAUAGGAGCACAGAUUUGGAUAAAUUUGUUGAAGAACUCCUACGUCGCCACGGUUCUAGAGAUCAAAAUGCGAAUGAUCUCUUACCGUCCGCUGCUGUGCUCCAGUCACGAAUUGGAGCAUACAGACGAAAUGAGAAACAGUUAGAGGAACAUUUAAGCACUAUAGAAGAGAAACAUAAGAAGUUGGAAAAUAAAUUUCGGAAAGUUCUAUCUUUAUGUUUGAAAGUAGAAGAGGAUAAAGUGGAUGGCAUGUUAGAUGGUUUACUACAAGCCAUCACAUACGAAGACCCCGAGGAAAUUGAUAUUGAUGAAAUGCAGGACUUUUUAAAAAAGCACGGUUGA
Messenger RNA from Eremothecium sinecaudum, 2226 nucleotides. RefSeq names its product transcriptional regulator SWI6 (gene SWI6). The record is from RefSeq and is a predicted model, not a curated record. Gene Ontology annotation, cellular component: MBF transcription complex; SBF transcription complex. The coding region runs from base 1 to 2226 and encodes 741 amino acids. The transcript has a single exon. Gene Ontology annotation, molecular function: transcription coactivator activity; protein binding. Lineage: Eukaryota; Fungi; Ascomycota; Saccharomycetes; Saccharomycetales; Saccharomycetaceae.